This is a messenger RNA of Heterotrigona itama, 526 nucleotides long. Lineage: Eukaryota; Metazoa; Arthropoda; Insecta; Hymenoptera; Apidae. The record is from the annotation of a GenBank genome assembly.
AUGAUUUGUUUCCUGGAACAUUGUUUCGUACGUAAGCAUAGAAAAUUCAACGUGUCGUUGUUUUAUUUCGAAACGUGACUUCUCAAACCUGUUGUUAAUGCCUUUCAUUUUCUGUUUAAGCCGGCGGUCAAAACGGAAGCGAGGAUGGGAACGGAAAUGAAAGUGGAAAUGAAAAUGAAAAUCGAAAUGGAAGUGAAAAUAAAUCCAGACUUGUUGUUUUAGUGGUAACGCGAGAAUAUACAGAGAUGACACGGGCCUGUUUCACGCGAAAUACGCGAAGUUUGCGUUCGAGAACUUUCCCGAGUUGGCCUUGAUUUCCAUAAGCAUGAAGAAACACGUAUGUAGCUGCGGCAAAGUGUAUAAUCAAAAGAGUUCUCUCGAUCGGCAUCAACGAUACGAGUGUGGGAAAAUGCCGAACGUGCCGUGCCUGCAGUGCGGGAAAAUGUUCAAAUACAAGCAUCACGUGACACAGCACUUGAAAAGCUGCCGCAUCAGAGAUUUAAGAAACCAGAACUUCCCCAAUUAA